AUGACAUUGAAGAGGAACGACCGGAGGAAUAUGAUAGAGCCACUGGGAUUCGACGAGUUUCUGGAGAUGACCACGUGUUUUCAUGAGUGGCAGGCCGGCAUUUGUGAGGCCACCGAAUACGACGGCAACCUCGGCGACCCGACCUUCUCAAUGUUCUACUCAAUUGCGUUCUUCUUUGAAGUUCCUUCGUUUGUGCUGAAAGUGACAGAAAUGACAUGUUUCCUGGUGUGGGACGAUGAAAUGAAGAAAUUAGACGAGAAGGCGUUGGCCGACGUGAGUCUCAAAAUGACAGCGUGCGAGUCGGAAGUGGAUUUACAGCAUCCGCUAUUGAACCCUGCGUUGAUCUACCUAAAUGACUGUACAUGCAACACAAUCCGAUGCAUCCUCCAACCGUAUUCCACGGAGCCAUUCUUCCCGCCCGUCUCCCCGUCCCGCCUAAAAUCGAUCAAUAUUUCUCUGAAACUGAUCGCCGACAUCUGUGUACUCGACGUAUGGGACGAAUUCGAGAAUCUUCUGAAUCCAUCGAAUUUUUUGUCUUCUGAGCUCAAGAAACUUCUGGAAUCGAGUGUCGGGCGGUACGCGGAGACCCUCAGAAAGAUGGAAUUCCACGAGUUGUGUCGACAGAUUCAGACGCUUUGGAUGACGUUGAGCAAUGAGAGUCAACCGUAUUAUAUAUUCUUUCAUCAGUUUGAUAUCAAUUAUAUCGGUGCAGCGAUGAUUAAAUUGGAUGAGGAGCUCGCCGUCACAAUCCGGUCCUCCCUGCAACUCCAACUCUCCCAAAUCAAUCUCCGCAACCCGACGGACCUCGAAAACUUCACAAAGACCACAAUGCGUCUAUUUGUAACCCUCCGGAACCUUCUAAACAUGGUCGAGACGUUUCAUUUGCCUGAAUGUCAACUCUUCCAUUUCGAGGAGUGGUUCCAAGAUAUCAGUGUCUUCUGGACGUACUCCUGGCGGGAAGUCACUCAACAGAUGGUUGAGAGGACUAUCACCCUGGAUGAAGACGGCGAUUCUGUGAAGUACGGUGCAAGGAGACCCCUCCCGGCCGGCUUAUACUCGUUCUUAUGUAUUCAGAAAGGUAUAUCCGAUGACAUGUCCCGGCUGGAAUUCACUCUACCUCAUCAUCUAGUGAUAUGCUCCGCUUCGGUGGUUAAUAUAAUGUGCCAAAACAUCCACACCUACGCGCGGAAGCUUUUCAGCGAGGCGAUGCGUCCGCACAUCGAAAAGUCGUCUCGUCUAGUUCGGGCGACGAAUGGAAUCGAGCAAGCGAUGUGUUUCGUCGAGGAGGGCUACAGGCGGUUUGCUCAAUUUCAGAGAUUAGAGGAGUUCGUCGACGCCGAGGAUCUCUCCGCAGUGCGCACAACUUCCACACGUCUUCUGAAGUCUACACGCGAAACGUGUGAAUCCCAAAUAUCGAUUUUGUUAUCUCAUUUUGUUACCCUUAAAAUCGAUAUCGUCACUCGAAUCGCCAAAAAUCUGUGUGCCGACGGAAAGGAGUCGAAUAAGGGAUUGAAAUCCUACAUGCGUGAAGUGACGUCAUCUGAACGAAUCGAGAGCAUUCUGGAGUGUUGCUAUGGAUUGGUUGAUGACGUCAGAUGUCUCCUCCUACCAAACUGCUUCAAAUUGUCCACACAACACUUCGCCGCAUCUUUGGAGACUCAGAUUCGAAAAAAUAUUCGACAGAGGCAGCCGGCCGAGUACUACAGUAAUAUUUAUAUCGCUCUAAAAUACAUUUACGAAUUCUUGGAAAUUGAUGACCGAAAGGAUAUUGAACUCCUCUCGGACCUCCAUCUCAACAGUUUCUCCACAAAAGACCUCAUCCUCUCCUAUUACGAUUCCCUUUGCGAGAAAAUCGAUCGAACGAGAUUCGGGAACGCCCCUCAUGUGGAUGUACAUAUUUCUUAUGUCAAAAUGGAAGAAGACGAUAUGAUAUCGAUACAGAUUAAGUUAGUAAAAAUGUCGCCAAUCGAGUGGAUCGACGUGCUCUCCGACCGUGUCGACUAUUUCGUCCGUCUGGAACUUUUCCCGAAAAUUCUUUUUCCAUCGAACAAAUUCGAUUCGCCGACCACGAAUCCGAUGCCACAAUCGACACGUCCCCAGUGGAAACAGUUGUUUGAAAUCCACGUCCCACUGGAAUGCUUCUUCCUACGCGGCGCGUGUCUCGCAAUUUCAGUUUUUGACCAUGAGAGAUUCAUAGACCGUCUAGUGGGGCGUGGCUUCAUAAGUCUCCAUUCGGUGCCUCAGGCUUCUGAAGAGAAGCCAACGCAGAGGCUCCAAGUGCCUCUCUUGCCGAAUGACUACUCGGAUCAGAAUAAUGUGUUUUAUCAGCUCCUAAAAAACCGUGCCGGACGAGACGCCGUCGCCAAAGAGUUCAUCGAGACACGCACACGACGUCAUCAGAGAAUCCGAGCCCUCCAACAUUAUAUUAGGAGGAAUAGGAAUCGUGUGGGACACAUGUUGUUGGGGUGA
Caenorhabditis remanei is the source of this 2469-nucleotide messenger RNA. RefSeq lists its product as uncharacterized. The transcript has 16 exons. Bases 1 to 2469 code for a protein of 822 amino acids. NCBI's taxonomy places the organism in Eukaryota, Metazoa, Nematoda, Chromadorea, Rhabditida, Rhabditidae. The record is from RefSeq and is a predicted model, not a curated record.